AUGAGCCGGGAACAAUCGAAGGCAGCCCUAUACAUCCAGCAGUUGGACGAGGCACGCUGCGAAGGGAAUUGGGAUGCAGUGCCGGAGCUGGUCAGGAAGAUCAAGAAGCAUGCACCCCAUCGAACAUGCCUCACAUUGACGGCGGAAUCCGAGUUCACCGUCGUCCAAGUUGGACACACCAGACCGAGCACAGCUCGCCCUGCAACUGCUGGUGCCAGCCAAACCGCACACACUGAGAUGACUGCUACUGCUUCCUAUUCGCAAUAUCCGAGCAUUUCUCGUUAUAUCCCCUUGUUGUUAGAAGCCAUAGAGAAGGAGAAGACAUAUGUCGAGGACGAAUUUCAGGCGCAAGUAUGUCUGGGCUGGAUUCAUUGGCAACUGGGUGAGCCAUCGUUAGCUGCGUCGAGGCUCCCUAGGAGCGUAGAGCAAGACUUUGCACAACUGGAUGGCACGAACAAGGAGUCUGCAGAAUGGACUAAAGUGUGUGCGUUGAAGGCCUCAUAUAUCAAGGGAAGCGCUCAAGGUCGAACAGGAGCAGUCGCCGAAGCCUUGGAAAGCUACGAGUCUGCAUUGCCAAUACUAUCGAGCGUGUCGGCGACUGAAAGGCAGCCCAAGGCGCUUCGAUCAUGGACAGAACUUUACUUGACAGGGUUCUGCAUGCUCUCUAGCCGUGCGAUUAAGUCAAAAAUUUCAUCCAUCCUGGAGACCGAAACGCUUUCUGCGUUCCGUGCUUGGGCUAAGUUCUGGGAGGUUCAAGGGUCGACUCCCAGUGGCGGCCGUGCUCCUCAAGCUGAAGUAUCUCGAAGACAAGUAUGGAAGGAAUACUACAUUACACUUUCGGACCUAUUACAGCAAGACUUGCCAUUUCCCACAACAUCCCUCGCGACUGCGUAUGCUGAGACUUCAACCCGGCUCCAGCAACGAGCUGAAUUGAAAAGAGUCGAAGGUCGAUAUGAGACUCUCUUGUUGGCCGAGGUGCAAUUUCCAAAGGCCGAUGAAGCAGGUGACGAGGUCGAAGCUUUCGCGGAUCUUGUGAUACAAAAUUGGCGGAUCCUCUGUGGCAGUAACUGGAGCGAGCAAGAUCUGGGAGAAGGGGGAGCUGAGGCAGUUGGCAGGGGAGUUUUGGACAUUCUCUAUCGAGCAGCGACCAAGACGUUCCAUUCCACGAGAAUACUGCGUCAUCUCUUCACAGUCCAUUUAACUGUGGCCGAGUUUGAUUUAUCGUUCAAAGCAUUCGAUACGUAUAUGGAAAUCGUCGGAAAAGGCAAGGCGCGAUUCGAAAAAACUGGUGAAGAGGAACAUGGUCUUGAUGAUGACGAGACUGUCCUGAGAACGGCAUCUGAAUGCAUCAAAGCUUUGUGUCGAUAUGGAUCUCGACAAGGGGCCGCGAAGGCGAAAGACCUCGGUCAGUUUUUUGAAGAUUGGUUGAAUAAGCAUCAUCCAAGUGCCCAUGGAAAUGCAAACGGCCGGCUUCUCGAGAACGGUAGCUCAAGAGAGGCGGAAACAACAAUCCCACCGAGAGUUUUCGCUCUGGCCUGGCGCUGCAUCGGUAUUGCUCAUGCCCAAUGGGCGCGUUUGACAUAUGAUGCUCCAUCAAGAUCAGAUAUACAACUACGAGCCAUCAAGUGCUUUCGUAAAGCACUGAUGCCCCAGUACGAAAGCACAAAUGAUGUCGAGACUUUGUUUGCACUGGGGACAGUUCUUGCUGAGCGUAGAGAGUUAGCUGCUGCAAUCGAGGUUGUUAAAUCUGGGUUGCUUCCUCGCUCUAAUAUCGCACCCGGGUUGGGCCCACACGCUGGACGCUUCUCCAGAGAACGAUCGCUGAUACCAUUGUGGCAUCUCAUGGCGCUCCUGCUCAGCGCACGGCAAGACUUUUUGACAGCCGCAAGAUCUUGCGAAGGCGCGUUUGAGCAAUUCCAAGACCCCAAAAACUUAUUUGGGGAAGCGGAUCUCAAUGGCGUAUAUCGAAGCGAUCAUUUGAACGAGAAAUCGAUUGGGAGAAGCCAGGGAGGAGUGGUUGACGAUAUGGAUGAUUUCGAAAGAGAGAGCGUCCUUGAAGUGAAGAUGACGCAACUAGCCCUUAUCGAGGUACUGGAAGGGCCAGAGGUUGCAGUCAAUGCAAGUGAUGAGCUCCUGAGUCUCUACACAAGAUUGUUCGUCGAUCCCAAGACAGAUUCUACUCCUUCUACGGCAAACAAAGCUUCAGCAGUGCCGCCGAAGAGCUCGGCAGGCACGAUCAAGAGCAUAACAGGGAGUAUAUUUGGAAGAUCGGGUCGAUCGAUUCGAAAGCCGAUGGUAUCGAGUUCGAUUACUAGUGAAAGGACGCUUGUUGACCGACCCAAGACUACCCAAACGAUUACCAGUACGCGGGCUCCCACGAUUCAAGUAACAAGUGAAAAUGGCACAGCAGCGAAACAGCAACGUCACGAGAAGUUGCAGAAGCGCAGUGACAGUGUAACCAAAAAGAAAGGCUCUGGGAGUAACCGGGAAAGAAGCACUAGCACAGGUCGGAGGCGUAGUGGCAGUGGAGCAAAGAGCCAUGAGAGUCACAAUCCCACGACAGUAGAUGGCGAGAAAUUCUUUACUCCGCCAUCUGAUAGCCCGAACCGAGGUCAGUGGGUGAACGAUGGCGUUAACUCUGCCAAAAACCCAACCAUCACAAAUUCUUCACCUAACUCGCGUCCUGGAUCGAAACCCCUACCACCUAAGUCGCAACACAUGGCUCAGAAGGAGCCUUCGUUAAAGCCAGCUCAUCAGAAUGCCACCCUAGCACAAGACACCCGAUUGCCCCAUGUCUCUCCGUAUUCUUCGUCAACAAAUCCAUCAACUCGCUUCCCCAAAGACCAACAGCGGCGGCGACGCAGUGCUAUCCUUGUAAAGGUGUGGCUACUUGUAAGUGGUUUCUAUCGCCGAGCAUCUCUUUACGAGGAUGCGAAGGGUGGUAUUGAAGAAGCAUAUAAAUUGGUUAAGAAGUUAGAGGAAGAUAUCUCAAGAGAUACCACUGGGCAUGUUUCAAUAGACCAUCCAGGAUGGGGAGGCGGCAAAAGUGUUGCGGAGCUAUGGGGUGAUGUGUAUUCCGAGCGCGGAUAUCUGGCAGUCGCUGAAACGGCUCCAUACACUGCUCUCGGGCAUUUCGAAUCCGCCCUCUCGCAUUUUGCUAACCAUUCCUCCGCAAUUGUGGGCCUCUCAAACAUCUUGCUAGACAUUUACACCGAAGAACUUCUCCCGCCGCCUUCGAUCCCGAGCCUCGUCUUACCAAGCUCUCUUGCAACUCGGUCAUCCUCAACAGUCAACACCCCAGUAGCAACAACCCCGCUCACCACACAGCCACCUCCAAUCAAACCAUCUUCAUCCCUCCCUAUUAUUCCUCGCGGCCCAAUUGGGCUGGCUUCGACAAAGCCCAGGGUAAAUGGAGUAAGCCAGACCCCUCAAGAGCCUGCUUCUACUCCAGAGUCUCAGUCAUCCGGUCUCGAGCCCAACUACAAAGGCUCUUCGACCUCGCUCUUGGACAGAUUGGCAGCCCGAGACCGUGCUUAUGGUCUUCUAACCGCCCUCACGAAAUUAGGCACAGGAUGGAACUAUAGCGAAGCGUGGUUUGCUCUCGCUCGAGCUUAUGAGGAAAGUGGCCAGCCUGAUAAAGCCAGGGAAGUGCUUUGGUGGUGCGUGGAGCUCGAAGAAGGGAGAGGAGUCAGAGAUUGGGCUGUCGUCGGCGGUGGAGGCUAUGUUUUGUGA
Messenger RNA from Hyaloscypha bicolor E, 3732 nucleotides. RefSeq lists its product as uncharacterized. The coding region runs from base 1 to 3732 and encodes 1243 amino acids. The transcript has 4 exons. The record is from RefSeq and is a predicted model, not a curated record. NCBI's taxonomy places the organism in Eukaryota, Fungi, Ascomycota, Leotiomycetes, Helotiales, Hyaloscyphaceae. Gene Ontology annotation, molecular function: protein binding.